Messenger RNA from Lasiosphaeria miniovina, 861 nucleotides. Its product is annotated as small-subunit processome. NCBI's taxonomy places the organism in Eukaryota, Fungi, Ascomycota, Sordariomycetes, Sordariales, Lasiosphaeriaceae. The coding region runs from base 1 to 861 and encodes 286 amino acids. Gene Ontology annotation, cellular component: nucleolus; small-subunit processome. The record is from RefSeq and is a predicted model, not a curated record. Gene Ontology annotation, biological process: rRNA processing. The transcript has 2 exons.
AUGUUCAAGCGUGGGAGCGAAGAUGAAGAAGCACCGUCUAGUGCUGUGCGCGUCCAGCGGCGCUCCCACCGCGAGCGCGCGCAGCCAGUCGAGCGGCAGCGGCUGGGCCUUCUAGAAAAGAAGAAGGACUACCAGAAACGGGCCAAGGACUUCCACAAGAAGCAGGAGGUGCUCAAGUCGCUGCGGGCCAAGGCGGCGGACCGCAACGAGGAUGAGUUCUACUUUGGCAUGAUGUCGCGGACGGGGCCCGGGUCGCGGCUGUCGCGCGGCAAGGCCUUCACGGGCGCCGUCGAUGGCGACCGCGGCAACCGCGCCAUGGACCAGGACCUAGUGCGCCUGCUCAAGACCCAGGACCUAGGCUACCUGCGCACCGCCCGCAAUGUCGCCGCCAAGGACGUGCGCGCCCUCGAGGAGCGCUUCGUACUGGCCGGCGGGGCCGAGGAGGAUAUGGCCGACGAUGACGACGAGGACGAUGACGAGAAUGAUGACGACGACGAAAUGGCCGGUAGCAAAAGACGGAAGAGCAGCAGCAGUAGGCAACCGCCGAAAAAGAUAGUCUUUUGCGACGGGGUCGAGGAGCGAGACGAGGCGGCAGCGCAAGCAGAAAGCGACGACGAGCGAGACCAAGACCAAGACAUGGGGGACAACGACGGCGACAAAAAGACCCACGAAGCCGAGCGCAAGGCGCGCAACCUGGAAAAGGUGCGGCAGAGCCUCCAGAACGCGCGGAGGAAGCUGCGGACGCUAGCGGCGGCCGAGUUCGAGCUCGAGGUGCAGCAGGCCAAGAUGGCCAAGACGGCGACGUCGGGCGGCGUCACCAAGAUGGGCAAAAGGAUUACAGUCCGCGAGAGGAAGAGGUAG